Molecule: messenger RNA, 399 nt
Organism: Cetraspora pellucida
Lineage: Eukaryota; Fungi; Glomeromycota; Glomeromycetes; Diversisporales; Gigasporaceae
Source: the annotation of a GenBank genome assembly
AUGAUACAAAAAAAGGCUACUGGUAAUAAGCAAGGACCAACUUCACAGGAAAACGGUACUGCGGAACCAAAACACCAAGAAAAAGAUAGAACACCAGUCGUGUCCAGGUCACAGAGAGCUGGUUUACAAUUCCCGGUUGGUCGUAUUCAUCGUUAUUUGAAAAAACGAACUCUGAAUAAUGCACGUGUUGGCGCGAAAGCUGCCGUUUAUUCAGCUGCUAUUCUAGAAUAUCUUACAGCAGAAGUUCUCGAAUUAGCAGGAAAUGCGUCUAAAGAUCUGAAAGUCAAACGUAUCACGCCACGUCAUCUACAAUUAGCAAUUCGAGGUGAUGAAGAACUAGAUACGCUGAUUCGAGCUACAAUUGCUGGCGGUGGUGUUUUACCAGUAAGCUUCAUUUAA